AUGUUCGCGAAGGUCUCGUACAUCUGGUUUGCUGUCUUUGCCUCUUCGGUUCUGCUAGCAGCAGCAAGCCCAAUACCCGAAGUCGGUCAGGUUUUGGCUCAGAGAGAUGCUACCCCUCCCGUUAAUGUUGAGCCACGCGUCUGCCGCUACGGCUGCGACUAA
This is a messenger RNA of Coniophora puteana RWD-64-598 SS2, 162 nucleotides long. RefSeq lists its product as uncharacterized. Lineage: Eukaryota; Fungi; Basidiomycota; Agaricomycetes; Boletales; Coniophoraceae. The transcript is spliced from 3 exons. The record is from RefSeq and is a predicted model, not a curated record. Bases 1 to 162 code for a protein of 53 amino acids.